UAAUAUUUAGAAUGUCAAUGAACACUCGGACACAACAAGAUAUACAAUUGAGCCCUGAAACGGUAAGAUUGACACAGAUUUCGAUUGGGACGUUUGGGCUCACCAUCGUUUCAGUGGAGACGUAGUUCCAAAGAGGAAGUACGUAUUGCGCAGGCGCGAUUUACCAGCUUCAUGACGCUGCAUUGUGGGAAUGUGUGUUUUUACAGUUAAUGUACAAUAACAAUAUAAAUUAAUUAAAAUAAUAUAUAUAUAAUAACUGUAUUCAAUCAUAUUUAUAUAAAAUACAAAAAAUAAAAAACUUUAUUAUUUUUGUUGUCCGUAACUAAGGGCGCUUAAGUGAUUGUGCGCAUGCGCGUUCGUGUUUCUUUUGACCGUCAACAUCCCCGCUGCUUAGUUGAAAUGUUUGUCCAUUUAUUACACAAUGCUGGUGUUUACAUGUGAAUAGGUUAACCAAGUGAAUUGAAAGUAUUCUUCACCAACUACACAUGCAAGUAAUUGUAGCUGCCAUGAAGCUAACAUGUAAACAGGUUCUUACCGAAGCCAAGGCCCCCGACUUGGAAAGCGUGAGGAAACUGAACUGCUGGGGAUGUAAAUUGACGGAUAUUUCCAUUCUGUCCCAAAUGCCAAAUAUUGAAGUACUGACACUGAGUGUCAAUAGCAUCUCGGAUCUCUCCCCUCUGGCUGGAUGCUCGUCUCUGUGUGAGCUCUACCUGAGAAGCAACAUGAUUCCAUCCCUUUCUGAACUCCAUUACUUGCGUUCCAUGACGCGUCUACGAGUGCUAUGGUUGGCUGACAACCCUUGCUGUGGUACAGACUCCAGCCGGUAUCGACUGAAUGUCUUGCACUUCCUGCCUGGGCUGCAGAAACUGGACAACCAAGUCGUGACCGAGGAAGAGAUUGCGUUAGCGCACAUGGUCGGUGAGGAGAUCCGCACGCCAACGAAAGCAGCCCAGACCCAGGUCUCGGUCUCAACCAACGGGCUUCCUGAUGCAGACAAAGAAAACAACUCACUCAGCCACAAUGUGGAGGAUACCAAUAAUAUCAGACAAGAACCGGGGAUGAAGCAUCCUUCCAGCGACAAGAUUCCCUCUCUGAAUUCCCAAUCAACGAGAUCAUCGAUGAAAAGGACACACACUCUGGAAGCCGUGCUGCUUCUGCUGAGGGAUCUGGAUCCAGACGAGCUGCGCGUCGUCGACACGGAAACGCAGAACCGACUCAGGACUUACACGAUGGACUCUAUGGAGACAUUGCGAGACUCGCAAACGCAGAAAACUGUUGACAUUGCGCAAUGAAAACCUCACUCAGUCAUUCCUGACUUGAAACAGGGUCACAACACACACCUUUUGGUCCUCUUUGCACACCGUUCACACAUUCAAAAACCCGACUAACCAAAUUAUGGCUUUCAUUGUUGAAUGCCUGCCUUGCACGAAGAAAAUAAUGUACGUUUUACUAUAGGUGUAUCUAUUUCUCUAAUUAAAGUACACAAUCAA
This is a messenger RNA of Doryrhamphus excisus (bluestripe pipefish), 1490 nucleotides long. RefSeq names its product cilia and flagella associated protein 410 (gene cfap410). Gene Ontology annotation, molecular function: protein binding. The record is from RefSeq and is a predicted model, not a curated record. Gene Ontology annotation, biological process: cytoskeleton organization. NCBI's taxonomy places the organism in Eukaryota, Metazoa, Chordata, Actinopteri, Syngnathiformes, Syngnathidae.